AUGGGAUGGGUGACUCCACAUAACGGGUUCGGCUGUGGAGAGAUGCUUUGCACUGUCUUCAACACGAACGGCGCUGUCUUCCGUCGAGGAAGUGCUGGACCUGCCGCUCCUUCCUCUUCUCGAGACUCGUUCGUCCGCUGGCAAACUGUACCAUGCGGCUCCUAUUUUUCUGGAUGGCACACCGUUUCCAUGCACCUCCAACACCCGAAGGCGUGUUUGGCCAGCAAAAAACGGAUGACACCUUGCGUUUCAACGGGGCACCAACUUUCCAAUCGCUUCGCCGUUCACGACUGCACUGCUCACAUGACACGAGCGGUACGAGUGGCUUCCUCGUGCGAUGUUGCCAAGCGCGACGACCAAAAUGUUCAAAAUCGCACGCCAACUCCUCCCACCUUGUGGAUUUUGUCGAGGGACACGUCGAGGAUCCUGAUCAGUACGGGCAGCGGGGAGCGAGGGUGGGCAUCUUCGAUUCUGUCUUCAGGGCGCCUUCGAUCGUUCAUCAUGCAGCUCGUCCCGGUCUUUAUCGCCUUCUGCUUCUUUCGCCUUGGUGAUCCCCAGACGUUCUCGGGGAUCGACCUGAAAACGAUCCAAGAGCUCCUUCGACAACGGGGCAUCCAGACGCCCUCCUUCCUCCAACAGACCCAAACGGAACCGCCGCAGCCCCAACCCCAGCCGCAGCCGCAGCCGCAGCAGCAGUCGAUAGUGACGUCACCAGGUCCCUCCCCUCAGUCCCAACCCCCCCCACCGCCGUCCGCUCCGGCCCCGCCUCCUCCCCCUCCCCCCACUCCCGUGAACCAGGGAACAUUCUCCCAGGGCGACCUGACGCCAUCCGCGUCUAUCAACACCAUCACUCGGGGGAUACAGAACUUGAUACCUUCGUUCGCCCCUUCCCCACCCCCUCCUCAACCCCCCAUGCAGCACUUCCAACAACAACCGACUUUCCACCAG
This is a messenger RNA of Darwinula stevensoni, 948 nucleotides long. The record is from the annotation of a GenBank genome assembly. NCBI's taxonomy places the organism in Eukaryota, Metazoa, Arthropoda, Ostracoda, Podocopida, Darwinulidae.